GUUUUUGGCCGGUUGAACAACUAACAACUCAAAGCAGAGGGGGAAAUUCAUUAAUAGGUUCUAAAGUUUAGUGUGAUAUUGAGGGGCACUGUUUACGAUGUUCCCUGCAACUGGGAAUUCUUGGUCUAUUAAUUUACAAAGCGUGUUGUUAGUUGAGAUUUAGUGGGGAAAAAAAUUUGGCAGUGUUUCGUGCCUGAAAUCGCCAUUUUCUAUUUCGCAUAUUCUUGGUCAUAUGCGACGUUAUCGGAAACCCAGUGAAGAACAGUAAACCGUCUGCUGCUGGGUCGCAUUCUUUGUGAUGAGCACGCACACACACCCAUGGUGGUGACUUAGUUCGAAGAAAAGAGGCUUCAAUAGCUCCCCGCAUGUUUCCCCGCUAGGAGAAAUCAUGGUUCUAGGAAAGAGCGAGAGACUCAAAGCGAUAUUGAUUCCGAGAGAAAGUUCCCGAAGAUCUCAACAAUGGAACAGCAACCGAAUCGAGGACGGGGCCGCGGAACGCGUGGUGCUCCAGGUGCCGCUGGUGGUCAACCGAACUGGAAACAGGGUGGUGGUGAUGGUGGUGGUGGUCGACCGGGCCCGUCCCAACCCCGGCAACCGCAUUCUGCCGCGCCCCAGCAGCCAAGUACAUCCCGAGGCGCGGGUGUUGCUGCUGCAGCAGAUGCAAACCCACAAGCAGCGACGACGGUAAGGACGGUUCCGCGUGGUGGUGGCGGCGGCGGCAAUGGUGGCAGCGGAGGCGGCGAUACCGGCGCACUGGGCCGUGGAGCGAUGCGAGGAUCACGUUACGUGCCGGAGGUGGUCAUAACGCGCCGUGCUAACGCACCCUCGAAGCAGGGUGCCUCUGGCACGAAGCUGGUCGUAAAGACCAACUAUUUCCGUCUGACGCGCAAAAACAAAGAUUCGAUCUUCCAGUACCGUGUCGAUUUUGAGCCAACGGUGGAGGAUACGCGCGUCAUGCAGGCACUGAUCCGCACGCAGGGCCCCGUCAUUGGGCCGUACAUCUUCGACGGUACGUUGCUGUUCCUGUACAACAAGCUGCGCUUGGAGGAGGUAGAUCUGCAGGUGAAGGAUCCGCGCACGGACGCGCUGUACAAGGUGAAGAUACGUCACGUCGGUACGGUGGACAUGACGUCCGAGAAGGCGUUCAUGAUACUGAACCUGAUGCACCGGCAGGCGAUGGGCAGCCUGAAGCUGCUGCUCAUCAAUCGCCAUUUCUUCGAUCCGGAAGCGAAAAUCACCAUCCCGCAGUAUGGGCUGGAGCUGUACCCCGGGUACGUUACCUCCAUCCGGCAGCACGAGCAGGACAUACUGCUGUGCGUGGACGUGACGCACCGUGUGCUGCGCACGGACACGUGCUACAAGAUGUUGCAAACCGUGCAGCGCCAGCCGGGCUCCUUCAGGGACAACUUCCGCAAGCAGGUCCUCGGUGCACAGGUCAUGUCGGUGUACAAUCAGAAGAUGUACAAAAUUUGCGACGUCGACUUUAACGUGUCGCCCUCGUCGUCGUUCAGCACGAAGGACGGUUCGUCCAUUACGUUCAUGGACUACUACAAGAAGCAGUACAACAUCACGAUCCGCGACCCGAAACAACCGAUGCUGGUAUCGAUGCCGAGCGAGCGGAUGGCACGCAUCGGGAUAACGUCCCCGAUACUGCUCGUGCCGGAGCUGUGCCGCUUGACGGGCAUCACCGACGAGAUGCGGCGCGACUUUCACCAGAUGCGUGCGAUCGCGGACCACACCCGCAUCGGGGCGGACAAGCGCAUCCAGCGGCUGGAGCGCUUCAACGAGCGGCUCCAGAGUACGCCCGCCAGCCGGGAAGUGUUUCAGUUCUGGAAGACGGAGCUGGAACGCCGGCUGGUCGAGGUGCCGGCCCGCACGCUGCGCCAGGAGUCGAUUCUGUUCCGGCUGGAUGGGGACGCGGUACCGUCCGGCCCGGAAGCCGACUGGGGCCAGGCGUUGCACCGGAACCAGAUGUUCAAAUCGGUGCCGCUGCACCGCUGGUACGUGGUGUGCGAGCGGGGCAAGGAGAGCAUGGCCAAGGAUUUCCUCGGUUGCGUCAUGCAGGCUGCCCGUGGCAUGAGCUUCAAGGUUUCGGAGCCGAGACUUGCCACGGUGCAGAACGAUUCAGGCAACGCGUACGUAAAUGUGCUGACCGAGCUGCUGAACGAGGACCUGCAGCUGGUGAUGUGCAUCGUGCCGAACGACCGGGCCGACCGGUACAGCGUGAUCAAGCGCAAGUGCUGCGUCGAUCGGGCGCUCCCGUGCCAGGUGAUCAAGCUGCGCACGAUCACACCGAAGAACGGGAACGUGCGCACGCUCAUGUCGGUGGCGACGAAGGUCGUCAUCCAGCUGAACUGCAAGCUCGGCGGCAUUCCGUGGAUGGUGCGGAACCCGCUCAGCACCGCCAUGGUGGUAGGCUUUGACGUGUGUCACGAUACGCACGACCGGUCCAAAUCGUACGGCGCGAUGGUGGCGACCAUGUACGCGUCGAAGCAGACCGAACCGAAGUACUUCUCCACCAUCGAACCGCACACGCGGGGCGAAGAGCUGUCCAACUUUAUUGCCAACGGUGUCGGCAAAGCGCUGCGCUCGUACCAGGCCUCGUUCGGCGCGGGCACCCUGCCGCGCCGCAUCCUCGUCUACCGGGACGGCGUCGGCGAUGGGCAGCUGCGCGGUGUGGUGGACUUCGAGGUGAAGAAGAUCAAGCAGCGCCUGCUGGAGGUGUACGCGAACGUGCAGGACUUCAAGCCGCAGCUGUCGGUGAUUGUGGUGAGCAAGCGGAUCAAUACGCGCCUCUUUAUGGCCGACCGCAAUCCGCCGCCCGGCACGAUCGUGGAUGAUAUCAUCACGCUGCCGGAACGGACCGAUUUCUUCCUGAUCUCGCAAACCGUACGCCAGGGCACGGUUUCACCUACCUCGUACAACGUGGUGCACGACGAGAGUGGUCUGACCGCGGACCAGCUGCAGGUGUACACCUCCAAGCAGACCCAUCUGUACUACAACUGGUGCGGUACGAUUGCGGUGCCGGCCGUUUGCCAGUACGCCCACAAGCUGGCCUUCCUCACCGCCCAGUACCUGCACAAUCAGCCCCACCAGCAACUGGAAAACCGACUCUACUAUCUGUAGAGAGGGAGGGAGGGAGGGAGGGAGGGAG
Molecule: messenger RNA, 3154 nt
Organism: Anopheles stephensi (Asian malaria mosquito)
Lineage: Eukaryota; Metazoa; Arthropoda; Insecta; Diptera; Culicidae
Product: protein aubergine-like
Exons: 3
Coding region: 460-3126 (888 amino acids)
Biological process (GO): regulatory ncRNA-mediated gene silencing
Cellular component (GO): P granule
Molecular function (GO): piRNA binding; protein binding
Source: RefSeq, a predicted model, not a curated record